AGGUAACAGUUUUGUAGAGAUGGAAAUUGUUUCAAACGAUGAUGAUGAUUACGAUGGUUAAGAUGAAAGAAGAUUAUGUUAAUUGUGAAUCUCCAGAUUCUGAUCCUGGUCAACGUUUAAACGGUGAUACAUCAAUUGGCCUUAAAAAGGAAAUCGGUCUUCUAAAUGGAGUUGGAAUAAUCGUCGGAAUAAUUGUUGGCUCUGGAAUCUUCUUAACACCCAAAGGUGUCCUACAAGAUGCCGGUUCCAUUGGAUUAUCUUUAAUUGUUUGGAUUGUUUGUGGAAUUCUGGCCACAAUCGGUGCUACCUGUUAUUCUGAGCUUGGAACAUCCGUUCCCAAAUCGGGUGGUGAUUAUGCCUACAUCAAGGAAGCCUUUGGACCCUUACCUGCCUUCCUUUUCCUUUGGGUAGCCAUGUUUAUUAUCAUGCCCGCCGGUAAUGCGAUCGCUGCAAUUACCUUUGCCAAUUAUCUUCUUCAACCAUUGUAUAAUUGUUCCCCACCCGAUGAUGCUGUUAGAUUAAUUGCUGCUGCUGCGAUUUGUUUUCUUACCUUCGUUAAUUGUUAUAAUGUUAAAUGGGCAACAAGGACCCAGGAUAUUUUCACUGUUUCCAAAAUAAUUGCCUUAAUCAUAAUCAUAAUCACUGGAGCUGUUCACCUAAUCACAGGAAAAACUCAAAAUUUAACAAACAUUUGGGAAAACACUGCAACCGAUCCUGGUAAAAUUGCUGCUUCAUUUUACUCUGGUUUAUUUUCUUAUGCUGGAUGGAAUUAUCUUAAUUUCGUUACCGAAGAAUUGAAAGAUCCUUUUCGUAAUUUACCUCGAGCGAUUAAUAUUUCGUUACCAUUUGUUACCAUCAUUUACAUUCUUGCCAAUUUGGCCUAUUUCGUGGUUCUAACUCCGGAUGAAAUUCUUGCUACCGAUGCAAUUGCCGUUACCUUUGGAGAUAAAACUCUAGGAUUAUUCAGAUGGUCGAUGCCUUUUUUCGUGGCCUUAUCCACAUUCGGUGGCCUUAACGGAGGCAUUUUUGCCUCUUCACGACUAUUUUUUGUCGGAGCUCGACAUGGACACAUGCCAAGUUUUGUCGCAAUGGUCAAUAUACGCUACUAUACACCAGUCAAUUCACUAAUUUUCUUGGGUUUAUUAACUUUGUUAUAUUUAACAACAACUAAAGUGUAUUCGUUAAUCACUUAUGCAUCUUUCAUCGAAUCACUUUUCACGACCUUAUCCGUUGCUGCUCUUCUUUGGCUAAGAUAUAAACAGCCUGAACUUUCCCGACCAAUUAAGGUUAAUUUAAUCUGGCCAAUUGUUUUCUUUGUUGUCUGUCUAUUCCUGGUAUUAUUACCAACUUAUACCAAGCCCGUUGAAACAGGAAUCGCGGCUUUAAUCACCUUGAUGGGAAUUCCAGUUUAUAUGAUAACAAUUUACUGGCAAAAUAAGCCAACAAUUUAUAAAAAUUUUAUUGAGUCUGUGACCAAGUUUAUACAAAUUUUCUUCCUCAGUGUGGCAGAAGAAAAAUCUGAGUAAAGUUUAUUUUUCGAUUCUCUUUUUUUAUACUAAUUUAAAGAGUUUAUUUAUCUUUUUUUGCAUUCAAUUAAAUACAAUUAAAAAGUCAAAUUCCAAUAAAUGAUUUUGAUAAAUA
Messenger RNA from Panonychus citri (citrus red mite), 1641 nucleotides. RefSeq names its product Y+L amino acid transporter 2-like (gene mnd). Gene Ontology annotation, biological process: amino acid transmembrane transport. The transcript has 7 exons. The record is from RefSeq and is a predicted model, not a curated record. The coding region runs from base 39 to 1526 and encodes 495 amino acids. Lineage: Eukaryota; Metazoa; Arthropoda; Arachnida; Trombidiformes; Tetranychidae. Gene Ontology annotation, cellular component: membrane. Gene Ontology annotation, molecular function: L-amino acid transmembrane transporter activity.